Molecule: messenger RNA, 2097 nt
Organism: Apis laboriosa (Himalayan honeybee)
Lineage: Eukaryota; Metazoa; Arthropoda; Insecta; Hymenoptera; Apidae
Gene: Asciz
Exons: 3
Coding region: 24-1664 (546 amino acids)
Biological process (GO): regulation of transcription by RNA polymerase II
Cellular component (GO): nucleus
Molecular function (GO): transcription cis-regulatory region binding; DNA-binding transcription factor activity, RNA polymerase II-specific
Source: RefSeq, a predicted model, not a curated record
GUGUCGCGGAAAAAUAACCUCUAAUGGAAAAAAUUAAACCCGUACAAAAUAAUAUAUCAAAAUGUAUCAAAACUAUCUGUCCAUCAGCGGAGCAACUUAGCAUAAUAACGAAUAAUAUAAAAUGCGAAAAAUGUGGGCUCGUAUUUAAAAAUGAACCGCGAUAUCGGUUACAUGACCUUAAAGUACAUCAGCGUAAAAAUUUAGAUAAAGCGAUAAAAGAAAAUGUACAAUAUCAUUGUCCGGUAGAAUCGUGUAUUUAUGCUCCAAAAGCAGAAAGACAUUUUAGUACUAUGAAAUAUCUUAAACAGCAUUACCUUAAAGUACAUGCAAAAAAAACAUAUGCAUGUACUCGUUGUGACAAAAGUUUUUCUACUGAAGCAGCAAAGGAAGGACAUAUGAGAAUAUGUGGAAUUGAGUUCAUAUGUUCUUGUUUAAAAACUUACACUUCUUAUGAAGCCUUGCUUACACAUGCAAAACGAUCAUUACAUACUAUAGAUGAUAAAUAUAAAAAUUUUUUAAGACGCACAAAUUCUAAAGCAAUGAGAUUGAUUUUACCAACUAGUCAAACAGAAAUAAAUAAACUAAUUACAAUACUACCAACAAAUCAAAAUGAAAAUAGAAUAUCAGAUAAUAAUGGUUCCAUACAGAAAUUAACAUUAGAUAUUGGUAUACAAACUGAUGAAUAUAAAAAGAAUAAAAGAAUAUCAAGUCCAUUAAAACAUAUUAACAAUAGUUAUUAUCAUAAUGGAAAACGUGGAAUAUCUAAACAAACGCAGACAAGUAUUUUCCAAAAAGUUAAACAAAAUUUAAUAUCCAUGGAAACACAAACUACACAAGCUUCACAAGCAUUUAAGAAUGCAUUGAAACUUCAAAAACAUGGAAGAAAUUCUGUAUCUCAAAAUUCUGAUUAUACACUGUUAAAGGAAGACCUUAAUCUUGGCAAUUUUACAACUGCAAAUUUAUUUCCUGGUAGUCCAUUACCACUUCGUCAUGAUGAUGGAUUACAAGAUUUUUGGGAAGAAAAGAGUACAUCAGGUACUCAAACAAUACCUGAAAAAGACAUGUUUGAAGUUCUAAAUGAUAAUGUUACUCAAACAGAAUUUGAAACAUUUUAUGAACAUACAAAUCCAUUAAUGCAGUGUACUCCAAAGAGUACAGUUGCUUUAAUGACUUUACCUUAUGUUGAAGAAACAUCGAAUGUUGAAGGAUAUUCCUUUGUAUCUUCAGAUAGUAUAUCACGAUCAGAUCCAAUGCUUACAGACAAAACUUUUGAUGACAAAUUUAGCAGUAUAGAAACUCAAACAGAACAAGCUUAUUCAUUUUUUGAUUCAGAUCCUUUAACUAGAUCAUUUGCUUUAAGUUCUAUUGAAACACAAACUACAAAUAAUAUUGAUAACAUGGAACAGUUAUUAUACAAUAAUACAUGCACGCAAACUUGCGAUGAAAUAUUACCAACUGAUCUAGGAUUAUCUAAUAUUCAAACACAAACACCUUGGACUCAACUUGAAGAUACUACUGUUUCUGCUGAAACACAAACAAAAUCUUUGAUAUGUGAAACAGGUUGCAAUAUUUCAAUAGGUGCAUGUCGUUCAUGGUUGAGUACUCAAACUAGUCAUACUGAAACACAAACUGAUUUACUUAGUAUUUUUGAAAGUCUUCAAUAAUAAAGUAUUUAAUUUUUGUGCAGAUGGUGAUAUAACAAUUGAUAUUUAAGUAAUUUGCAUUUGGUAUUGUAAAAUAAGACUAAUUUUUCGUAUUGUUAUUUAGUACUUUGGUAUUUUUUAUAUUUUAUUACAAACUAAUUAUAUGUAUUUAAGUUCCUGUAUAUGUGCAAUUUGUUAAUGAAAUAUUACGUGCAUUGAUUGAGAACUGCAUUUUCUUAAAAAGAAUAUUUUAAAUUUACUGUAUUAUACAGUAUCCACACUGCCAUAAUUUUAAAAUAUGUAUUGUUUAUACAUAUGUUUCCAGAAUAAAAUCAUACACAUUGCAGGCAAUGUAGUUACAUGUAACUUAUUAAAAUAUUAAUUUAAGAUCCUCAUAAUGGAAAAAAUAUUAUUAAUUUUCAAUUUAAAUUUUAAGGGGGCAAAUAAGCCUUGA